AAAGGUUCAGAUCCACUGGCCCUUAUGCGUGACUGUGCAAAUUGUCUAAGGUUUACGGUAGCAUGUUAAAAAAGGGGAAAUUCACAGAGCUCCAGCAGGCAGUCGUGAAAGCUGAACGGAGAUGAAAUGAUGCUUGCAGGGAUAUGAAUAUUUGUCGGGUGGACUGCGGCUGAACGGUCCAGACAUCGGCGUUUCUCACGCACGAGACUGUAAAGGAUGGGAAUACAUUUACUUUAACACUAAUUAUUUUAUCUCGUAUCAAACGCUGUUCGCGAAUCGUUUACGUCAUUAUAUACGCUUAACGUUUUUAAUAUAUAACUUGUGAAGUGAUCGGCACUCUUUGCUUUUAGUCUAUGAUAGACGUUUUCAGUUACGGUAUCGCUGCAAAGCUCAGUGUGCACAGUUCGUCUUAAAGGAGCCAUUAUAGGGAGCACACACGGUUAAAAUGACUAUGUCCGUCCCGGAAAAGCUAUCAGGGUCUGAGGGUAAAGAGGAAGAAAGUGAAGAUGAGAGUGAAAUCCUGGAGGAAAGCCCGUGCGGCCGCUGGCAGAAGAGACGCGAGCAGGUCAGUCAGGGAAAUGUCCCAGGCAUUGAGAGUGCAUACCUGGCCAUGGACACCGAGGAGGGGGUGGAGGUUGUGUGGAAUGAAGUGCAGUUUUCUGACAAGAAGGUUUUCAAGUCUUUUGAGGACAGGAUAAGAGAGAUGUUUGAGAACCUGAUGCAGGUUGAGCAUCCAAACAUUGUAAAGUUUCACAAGUACUGGCUGGACAUGAGAGAGAGCCGAGCGAGGGUGAUUUUCAUUACCGAAUACAUGUCAUCUGGAAGUCUCAAACAGUUUUUGAAGAAGACCAAGAAAAACCACAAAACUAUGAAUGUAAAGGCAUGGAAGCGUUGGUGCACGCAGAUCCUCUCUGCACUCAGUUACUUACAUUCCUGUGAUCCACCCAUUAUCCACGGUAACCUGACCUGUGACACUAUCUUUAUCCAGCACAACGGCCUUAUAAAGAUUGGUUCAGUUUGGCACAGACUGUUUGUAAAUGUGUUUGCUGAGGCUAUUCAUGGGAAUGUGCACCAGCAUCGAGAUGAGGUGCGAAAUCAGCACUUCUUUGCUCCAGAAUAUGGCAUUGCUGAAGAUGACCAUGCCAUUGAUAUAUUUUCGUUUGGUAUCUGUGCCUUGGAGAUGGCAGUGUUGGAAAUUCAAGCAAAUGGAGACACCGCGGUUUCAAAAGAGGCCAUAGAUCAUGCUGGACACUUACUUGAGGAUCCACUCAUGAGGGAAUUCAUCCAGUCGUGUGUACGCACAGAGGCAAAGACGAGACCCACGGCUCAUGACCUGCUGUUUCAUAGAGUCUUAUUUGAGGUCCACUCCUUAAAACUGCUUGCUGCGCACUGCUUUAUCAAUAACCAGUAUCUUCUUCCUGAGAAUUGUGUAGAAGAGAAAACCAAAUCGUAUGAUCCUAAUGGCAUUAUGGCAGAGAUUAAUCAUCAAGACCGACCUGGAGUUCAUCUAAAGUAUUCUCAUGUUUCUCCACUUGAGUUGGACAAAUUCCUUGAAGAUGUGAAGAAUGGCAUAUACCCCCUGAUGAACUUUGCUUCCCACCGGCCGCAUCCUAUUCCCCGCGCUCUUUCUUUGUCCCAGGAACAGACGGAGACUGUGAAGUCUCCAACCCCAGAACCACAAGAGACUGAAACCAGGAAGGUUGUCCAGAUCCAGUGUAAUUUGGAAGCGAACGAAGAAGGCACAAGGAGUCAUCUCUCGCUCUUUUUAAAGAUGGAUGACAGGCUUCACCGCCAACUUAGCUGUGAUGUUCUGCCAUCUGACAGUUCCAAGGACUUGGCUAGUGAAUUGGUUCAUCAUGCUUUUAUUAGCGAGGAGGACUGUGAGAAGCUGGCAGGUUUUCUUGAGGAUGCAUUAUGUAAGCACCGGUCAGGGACGUCUUGCUCUCCUACUGCCAUGGCUGUGAUGUACUAAGUCCAGCUGGUCUAAACUGAAGUCUUCAAACAGACGAACGGAGCCUGCAGAAUGGGCCUGAGCUUGAGAAAAAGAGAGCGAUCCGGACUGACAAGAGCAAAACUCAACAUUUAAUAAGUGAAGUUCAUGACAAGGUGGCUUUCGAAAAAGCGAGGCAAACGGCACUGUUCAUUCACGAAGUACAAUGAGCUCAGACGGUUGGCUUUAAAGAGGAAGGUUAAUCCUGUCAUCGCAUAAUGAUGAUGAAACACACAGAGGGAUUCUGCUUCAGUGCCAACAUUUUAGUUUUUUUUCUUGAAAUACGAGUUGAAUGGGGAUUUUUAAUCAUAAACAUCCUUCAAAGUCAAGCUGUCUAUGAAAUCAUCCGUCCUCCACCCAUCUUCCAAAAGACAUUUGCCAGGAGAAAAAUCUUGCACAAACAGACAUUUAGGAUGCUUUGGGAACCUGAGAGAGGAGGCUAAAAGUCAAAUAAAUAAAUAAAUAAUGGCUUCCCAGUGAUCGACAUAACUGGAUUAUUUUAUCGGGUGUCUGCGUAUUCCAGACUUUAAUGUAUUAUUUAUUAUUUUAAACUAUUAAUACAUGGUCUUGAUAGAGAGACAUGUUUAAUACUCUAAGCAAGGUAAACAUUUUUGUUUUUAAAUAAUAAAAUACAAAUUUAAUCAAGUUUAAUUUCUUUGUUUGCCUGAUCGUGGGCAAAUUAAUUGACUGUGAUGAAAGUGCUCUUGGCAUCCGUUAUUUUAAUAUUUCUCUUUCAACACUCCCUGUUUCAGAUCAGGGGUGAAUUUUACAAAGACCAAGUGCCUUUGUGUUAAUAAUUUUAUUUUUAUUUGCUUUGGUAUUGGUAAUCAAUGCGUGUUGUUGCCUCAAAUGUUUGCUCUGUCUGUAGCAAUAAAACAAAAGGGCACUUCAUAAGUUACUGGACCAAGAGAGAUUUUUUCAACCAAAGGAACAAAUGUGUCAAAUACAAAUAAAAGCAAAUAACUAAGCAUUUUGAGCAAAUAAUGCGUUGACACACUGAGGCUUCAGUCCAUUCAAUGUCUAAGUGCAAAUGUGUUGAUGUGAGCAGCACAUGUGAAUAGGAGCUAAUACUUGAUCAGCUGCUCUGAGGUGUUUAACAUAUAUGUGCCCAAUUUAUGUUUCCUAUGUUUGUGUUUGGUUUUUGUAAUUGUUUUAAAGAUGUUUACAACCCUCAUGUCUUUUACACCAAUGAAUGCAUAGAAUAAACUGACCUGUGACUGAACUAGAAGAAAAAAGGUUUACUUUAAUAAAUCCUUUUUUGUGGGGGUGUAUGAUGUUAUUUUCAUGGCAUCAUCAUUUUACAAAAUAGGCUUAUGUGUAGCUUAUAUUUUAUGUGAUAAGAAAAUGGAACAUUACGUUAUAUUUGGUCGGAAUUGCAUUAUCUGUUUCACUCUCAUUGUACCCGUUAUCACAACACCGCAAAUCGCGAUCGUGACAGCAGUGUGCUAAUGCCAUACAAGUUCUGUUUGAUGCGCCAUGACGCGCAUUUAUUCGUCUUCUAGCGUCCGAUCACGCGCAUUGACUCGCCCGGUUUUUAAAGUCAAGUUCAAGUACUCUGAAACGCAACGUGGUAUCAAAUAUAGUUGUUUACGUUCGGGUUAGUCAGUAGCUGAUGAUAAAGUGCACAGGUUUUAGACAGUAACUCGUGCAGGUGCUGAUGUCACUGAAGCUCAUUUUAAGCCAGUUGGAAUAAGCGGAACAGAGCUGUUUUUAUUAUAAUGAUUGUGUAUUUUAAUUAAACGUAGGCUGCUCAAUAGCUGCUUCACUACUGUUUUGCAUACAAUAGUUAUUUAAAUGUUAUUUUGCAUAGCACUAAAUGAAGAAAUGUAUUGGUUAUUUAUCCAAUUUUGGUGUGCUACUUUCAAAGACGCUUUAUUAUUUUAUUGAUUUGUAGAUAUCGGUUUGUAGUCCAACUCCGAUUCAUUAAAUAAAUGAAAUUAAAAAGUUUAAUAAUAAUAAAAUUAUACAAAACUUUUUAAAAUACUUUUUUAGUCAUUUUCAGUUUUUCUGACAAGUGCAUCCAAAAUUUUCGUUUUGGCUCUGAAUUUUCAUUUCUGUGCAUCACUACUUUAUUUACUGAACAGAUAUCUGUACAGCCAGAGCUGUAUCUGGGUGCGAUGCUUACAACUGAGAUCUUGCAUAAAAAAGGGGAAGAUACACUGCAACUAUCACCUCCAAUGUUUGAUUGCCGUUUGCAUAUUUAAGCAGUAUUAAAACUUUAAAUUUUGACAUGUUGGCCAGAGCAAUCGUAUGCUCUACAUGGGGUGCUUUCAGUACUUUUGACUCCCCAAUAUCUCAAAAUGUAUGCUAGUAAAAUAAUGUUUUUCCAGAAUUUCUCAUGUUUAUUACAUGCAUGGUUUGUUUGGUGCAAUCUCAAUUUAUACUAGCAAUUUAAUGAUAUGAAAACGGUCAACAUCCGUUUAUCGGUCAACAACCAUGUUAUCAUAAGACACAUGUACUUGCAGUGUGAUCAACUUUUAUGUAGAUACAUGCUAGAAAUAUAAUUGUGCUACGUUUUAUAAAUGUACUCUUUAUUCCUGGUGUCCUUUUUAUCAAAUAUGACCUUUGCUUUUGGGGAGUUUAAUUUUUCUUUUCAUUUUUGUUUAAAUUGUAUAAGGUGACAUGAAAUUUACUAUAUAAUUAAACCAUCUAAUACUAUA
This is a messenger RNA of Misgurnus anguillicaudatus (oriental weatherfish), 4650 nucleotides long. RefSeq names its product nuclear receptor binding protein 2a (gene nrbp2a). NCBI's taxonomy places the organism in Eukaryota, Metazoa, Chordata, Actinopteri, Cypriniformes, Cobitidae. Gene Ontology annotation, biological process: protein phosphorylation. Gene Ontology annotation, molecular function: ATP binding; protein kinase activity. The record is from RefSeq and is a predicted model, not a curated record.